AUGUCCGGUGCGGGUCGAUAUACUUCGGGGAAGCGUCGUAUCGAGACCGAUGUUAUGAGGCUGUUAAUGUCGGAUUACGAGGUCAAUCUCGUGAACGAUAACAUGCAAGAGUUCUAUGUUCGGUUCUAUGGACCCCCCGAGACUCCUUUCGCCGGAGGUGUAUGGAAGAUCCACGUUGAGCUGCCUGACCAGUACCCCUUCAAGUCGCCCAGUAUCGGGUUCAUGAACAAGAUAUUCCAUCCCAAUAUCGAUGAACUCAGUGGAUCGGUAUGCUUGGACGUGAUCAACCAGACUUGGUCUCCUAUGUUCGACAUGAUCAACAUCUUCGAGGUGUUCCUCCCGCAAUUGCUCCGCUACCCUAACCCCAACGACCCGCUGAAUGGUGAAGCUGCUGCGCUCUUGAUGCGGCAUCCGAAGGAGUACGACGCGCGGGUCAAAGAGUACGUACAGCGCUUUGCAACUAAGGAAGCUGCGGACUCCGCCGCUGGUGGUAAGAACGACGAGGACGAGGAUGCUGACGAGGAGAUGAGCGAAGUCGGUUCCAUAAGCGGGGAUGAAGCUUGA
Molecule: messenger RNA, 564 nt
Organism: Gloeophyllum trabeum ATCC 11539
Lineage: Eukaryota; Fungi; Basidiomycota; Agaricomycetes; Gloeophyllales; Gloeophyllaceae
Product: ubiquitin--protein ligase
Exons: 7
Coding region: 1-564 (187 amino acids)
Biological process (GO): ubiquitin-dependent protein catabolic process; protein polyubiquitination
Cellular component (GO): nucleus
Molecular function (GO): ubiquitin conjugating enzyme activity
Source: RefSeq, a predicted model, not a curated record